Molecule: messenger RNA, 363 nt
Organism: Peronospora matthiolae
Lineage: Eukaryota; Oomycota; Peronosporomycetes; Peronosporales; Peronosporaceae
Source: the annotation of a GenBank genome assembly
AUGCAAGUCACCUUCGCUCUGUCAAAUUUGACAGGACGAGCAAAGACUUGGGCAUUACGGCUCAAGCUUCACGACCCAAACGUGUUCGAGUCGAUGAAAAUUUUAAAGACUCGGCUCAAAGAGACGUUUGAGCCACCGAGAGCCGAGUCCAGAGCACGAUCUGCACUCCUGAGGCUAAAGCAAGGUAAGCGUGACGUGCACGCUUACGCACAGCACCUGCGCUACCUUGCAAGUAGCGUUGUGGACUACCGUGAUGAUGAGCACGCGCUCAUCAACGUGUUCAUCUACGGCCUUGUGGAUGAGCCGGUGAAGACCUACAUGUUCCAAGAGGAUUUCCAUGCGCUGGAAAGGGCAAUAGCGUAA